This is a messenger RNA of Pungitius pungitius (ninespine stickleback), 2398 nucleotides long. Its product is annotated as 5-hydroxytryptamine receptor 7. NCBI's taxonomy places the organism in Eukaryota, Metazoa, Chordata, Actinopteri, Perciformes, Gasterosteidae. Gene Ontology annotation, molecular function: G protein-coupled serotonin receptor activity; neurotransmitter receptor activity. Gene Ontology annotation, cellular component: plasma membrane; dendrite. Gene Ontology annotation, biological process: chemical synaptic transmission; smooth muscle contraction; G protein-coupled receptor signaling pathway, coupled to cyclic nucleotide second messenger. The transcript has 2 exons. The record is from RefSeq and is a predicted model, not a curated record. Bases 472 to 1971 code for a protein of 499 amino acids.
GGGAAAGGAAGUAAGAAAAGGCCCCAAAGAUCGUGUGGUUUGCGGGUCGUUUUCUUGAGAUUGGCUUCUCAGUCAGCCUAUCAGGAACCAGUCAACUUCUUUGAGAUGUAUAAGAGCGAAGUGAAGUUUUGUUAGUGCAUGUCUUUGUUCACGUGUGGACAGAAAGUAGCGCGCUCGGUGCUUGGCAGGCUGGACAACAAGCAAAAACUAGUUUUUUUUAUAGGUCAAGUAUUUUGGGAAUAUGCCCGUAGCGUGCCACGUGCGUAAUGCCGAGGAUAACUCCUAAAUUGCAGAAUUAAUGCGUUGUGGAUUUAUGAAGGAACGAGAGCGUGUCACAGUAGUUUACCCUAACGGGGGCUGUGGAAAGGAAUUACUCAUUUCCCACACGGACACUGGCACAUCCGCGCGCGUCCGUGUCACCGCCGGACGGGUCUCAGAGUCAAUGGAUGAAAAGGAACAGAAGCCAGCAGAAUGGUUGUUGCGGGAGCGAGCAACGGGACCGUUGGUAGCGGCAACAUGAGGUCUUCGCUCAUGAUCGACGACAGAGUCGGCGGUGGAGGAGAUCCCGGGGUCUCCGCCAGCAUGACGAUCUCCGAGGUUCUUGCGCCUCGGCUGCUGAAGAUCGCGCAGAGCGCCGCUGAAGCGGCGGCGGCGGCCGUAACGACGUCUCCGUCCACCACCAGUCAGCCGCUGGUCAUGGAGACGAACGGGACGCGCUGCGGGGAGCAGAUUCUGAGCUACGGCUGGGCCGAGAAGGUCCUAAUCGGUGGCGUCCUCACCAUGCUCACGCUGUCCACCAUUUGCGGGAACAUGCUGGUGGUCAUCUCCGUGUGCUUCGUCAAAAAGCUGCGCCAGCCCUCCAACUAUCUGAUCGUGUCCCUUGCCGUGGCGGACCUCUCCGUGGCCCUGGCGGUGAUGCCGUUCGUCAGUAUCACGGACCUGAUUGGUGGCCAGUGGAUAUUCGGACAGUUCUUCUGUAACGUUUUCAUCGCCAUGGAUGUGAUGUGCUGCACCGCGUCCAUCAUGAGUCUGUGCGUAAUCAGCAUCGAUAGGUAUCUGGGUAUCACCAAACCCCUGACGUAUCCCGUCCGGCAAAACGGCUGCUGCAUGGCCAAGAUGGUCCUCUCGGUGUGGCUCCUCUCCGCCUCCAUCACGCUCCCUCCUCUGUUCGGCUGGGCGCAGAACGUCAACGACGGCAGGGUCUGCCUCAUCAGUCAGGACUUCGGCUACACCGUCUACUCCACCGCCGUGGCCUUCUACAUCCCCAUGUCGGUCAUGCUCAUCAUGUACAACCGCAUCUACCGCGCCGCCAAGCUCAGCGCCGCCAAGCACACCAUCACCUGCUUCCCCAGGGAGAGGGAGCACGCCGGAGGGGUGGCUCCCCGGGGGGCGAGGCGGGGGCAAGAGGCCCGCCGGCCGGCGGCUUCGGGGGACGCGGCCAGCGCCGAGGGCACCGAGGCCGGGCAGGGAGCCGAGGAGGAGGAAGAGGAGGAGGAGGAGGAGGAGAGCCUGGACUGCGUGGCGGCGGCGUUGAAGCUCCAGCGCGAGGUGGAGGAGGAGUGCGGCACGCGCGUCUCUCGCCUCCUCAAGACCGGGGAGCACCACCAGCGCCGCAAGAGGAAGAACCAGUCCAUCUUCAAGCGGGAGCAGAAGGCCGCCGCCACCCUGGGCAUCGUGGUGGGCGCCUUCACCUUCUGCUGGCUGCCGUUCUUCUUGGUGUCCACCGCCAGGCCGUUCGUCUGCGGCGUGGAGUGCAGCUGCGUGCCGCUCUGGCUGGAGAGGACUCUUUUGUGGCUGGGCUACGCCAACUCCCUCAUCAAUCCCUUCAUCUAUGCAUUCUUCAACCGCGACCUGAGGACCACGUACAGCAACCUCCUGCGGUGCCGCUACAGGAACAUCAACCGGAAGCUGUCGGCGGCGGGCAUGCACGAAGCCCUGAAGCUGGUGGAGAAGCCAGACCCCGGCGUGUAGGGAGAGUUGUCGGCGUGUGCCGAUCGACGGAGACGUUGGCACGAGGCCACAACUCAUCCAGAAUGGUUGUUCCCCCUCAAAUGUGUGCGAUGGUCACCGAAGGCGAGCUGAGGCGGGCUGAUUGAUGCGCGUGAAGCGGAGUGGAGGAAGCGUUAAUGCGGCACAUUUGGGGAAGGAUUUUGGAUUUGUCCGAAUUGUAGCGGCUGCAGUGGACUAUUUGUAAAAAGAUGUACAGUGAAAGCGACCCGCUUUGUGAUUGGUGGUUUACGUACAAACUGGUUGUUUCCCCACUGAAAAAGUUUUCUGCACCUGAAAUUGUUCCAGAAGGUGAUGGUGCUACACGAUGACUUUGUACUUAUCCGCCACGGCGGCGGGGAAACUUGUAUUUUUGAGGUUGGAGCCAAGGAAAACUUGGCCCUCACGACCU